Molecule: messenger RNA, 2180 nt
Organism: Annulohypoxylon maeteangense
Lineage: Eukaryota; Fungi; Ascomycota; Sordariomycetes; Xylariales; Hypoxylaceae
Exons: 2
Coding region: 183-1985 (600 amino acids)
Source: RefSeq, a predicted model, not a curated record
GGAUGUCUACCAGUUACAUCUACUUGCAGGGGAAGUAAUUGAGGUCUAAUGGUAAGGGUCCUACCCUACAUAGGGGGUGUAUCAAGAACCCCUCACUAUCUUGAUUCUCUUAUAUGAGAGUAAUGACUUAAGUCGUUUUGUUAUUUCUUUCCUUGGUGCUUGGGCUCAAUCAUCAGCAAGUAAUGGAUCAGCCAAGCACCCCUCCCUAUGCCCGGCUUCCCAAGGACCCAGAACCACUACCAGGUACAUGGGAUAGGCCGCUAUUGGGGAUAUCCAACACCCGAUCUUCUCAUCCCGAGCUUGGAAAGCCCUGUGACAAGCCUAGGCUGUAUAUUUAUGACCUGGUAGCCAUAGUGGUCACAUUAGGCUGCUUUUCUACCUCUAUAUGUAUCGUUACGCCUUCGCUGGACUGGGGGUGGGCGCUUGGCUUCAAAUACCAACUCAUCAUUAUCGGCCUUCUCCUAUCUGUCGAAAAUUUAUGCCUGCAGAGAGUUCUUCGGAUGACAUUCUUAAUUAUCGAGGCUCGGUGGGGGCGAUCGAACUUACAAAACUACGAUGCGAUUUUACGGAAUACUGUUCUGGGAGACCGAAUGGGAAAUGGGUGGAGGGCUGGGAUUUUGUUCUUCAUUUGCCUCCCUACUGGACUGAGUGUCGCCUACAAGUUAUUUAUUGGUGGUGAAAGUACUGCGCGAAUCUUUCCCGAUAUUGACGGCAGACAGUACGGCUUCAUGCCGCCGAGCGAAGUGAACAUUGCUUUAGCAGUAAAUUUCCUUAACCCCCCGUAUCUCUUCAUCAAUUCCACGUCCGACUUCUUCCACAAGUCUAUUAGCGAUGAUGAGUUCCCACACACAUCAAUCGCCGAGGGUAAAGCGACGCCGUACGGCUACAACCUCUUGCUGCUUAGUAACGAAUCAGCUGCAGCUCUAGAUUUGCCAGAACCAUCAUACGUCAACGCGAUACAAAGCCGCUUGGGAGACACCGAUAGUUGGACGGUUAGCGCCUCCGUCUAUGGCUUGGUGAGCAGAAGAAACAAUAGCAUCGAGAGCUUACGGAUGGAUGAUGGAUUCUGGGAGGAUCUACUCAAAAGCACAAAUAAAUCUUUUAACGGAUUAUCAUCAUUUGGCAUGUUCGUUGAUCAUACGAGCUUUGGCAUGAUUCCUUUCUUGCCACAUCAACAUGAAGAGGCAUCUUGCUUUCUCGGUGCUUAUUACCCCUCGGCUACAUAUUGGGACGCUUACUACAAUACGGCAACUGACCCAGAUAUACUGGCGUUCCGCAAUCAUGCAUAUCAGUUCACUACUCGUAGGCAAUUAUGUCAUGCAAAAUGGAUCAUUACAAAAUCCUCGAUGACAUUAUUAGAGGGUGAUUGUCCUCAGGACGAAGAGCCUGUCAACUCAUCCAUGUUCUCCGCAAAAUAUGCCGAAAUUUUCGCUCCUUUCGUUCUCGACUCUCUCCCGGUGCUCGUGCAUUCACUUGGAUCGUUCAACCGAUCCUAUGAAAACCGCGUCGAGUCGCUCUGGAAGAUCCCAUCUUACGCUCUGGCGGUGGCCGAUUCAUAUUGGGCUCGCGGUACUUUCCUAUUAUAUAAUGGGAAUCCCGAUAGCAUUAGAAUAAGCUCACUCAGUCGCGACUUUGUAUAUGCCCCUAUGAACGAGUCUAUCAGUUCGACAGUCAGUACCAUUCGCCCCGAUCCAUUGCUUUAUCUUGUCCUCGCUGUCCAGCCGCUUAUUAUCAUAUUACUAUUGAUUUUCAACACCAAGUUUUACUUGACACCAUUCAGCGACGGCUUCAACUUGGUGUCGAUUCUCGCUGGUGUUAAUCCGCACAGUCUACAAUUAUUGAGCGGGGCUGGGUUUUCAGGCGAGCUCAAACAACAGGUCACCAUGAGCAUCUUCGAGAACGAAAGCUACAUACGAUAUACCCUGCAUCAAAGCAAAGAAAAGAUAGCUCUACCGGUGUUGUCGAAAGGAAGAGUAUACCAUUAGUUUUCAAAUUGAUGCUCAUUAGGUAUCGUUCAGGUAUUACGAGAGCUGCCUCAAUUUCUUCCCCCCCUUAAGAAAGCAAUGCGCGUGGGGGCGCUGGCUUCGCCCGAUUAAGAGAGGCGCAGGGGAUCUACGACCUAAUUUGGGAUCGAACGGACUUCCGAUCAUGGCACGGGAAGAAAUGCCACCACAUGUUCU